Molecule: messenger RNA, 1937 nt
Organism: Nomascus leucogenys (northern white-cheeked gibbon)
Lineage: Eukaryota; Metazoa; Chordata; Mammalia; Primates; Hylobatidae
Gene: ENTPD8
Product: ectonucleoside triphosphate diphosphohydrolase 8
Biological process (GO): nucleoside diphosphate catabolic process
Cellular component (GO): plasma membrane
Molecular function (GO): GDP phosphatase activity; UDP phosphatase activity
Source: RefSeq, a predicted model, not a curated record
CCUUCCUGCUUCCUCCAGCCUGAGCGCUCCACGCAGCCCUUGGCUGGUGACCUCACCAGGGGUCAGGAGGUGGUCACGUCUUUGGGGGCUGCCUUUCAGCCCAGCCAGCCUACGGGGUCUGGAGCUCUGUCCCCGGCUGCUGUUCCAGGGCCUGGAAUCUCCUCCUACACUUCUAACCCUGCGCAGGCUGGUGAGAGUCUGCAGGGCUGCUUGGAGGAGGCGCUGGUGCUGAUCCCAGAGGCCCAGCAUCGGAGAACACCCACGUUCCUGGGGGCCACGGCUGGCAUGAGGUUGCUCAGCCAGAAGAACAGCUCUCAGGCCAGGGACAUCUUUGCAGCCGUCACCCAGGUCCUGGGCCGAUCUCCCGUGGACUUUUGGGGUGCUGAGCUCCUGGCCGGGCAGGACGAAGGUGCCUUCGGUUGGAUCACUGUCAACUACGGCUUGGAGACACUUGUCAAGUACUCCUUCACUGGAGAAUGGAUCCGGCCUCCGGAGGAGACGCUGGUGGGCGCCCUGGACAUGGGGGGGGCCUCCACCCAGAUCACGUUCGUGCCUGGGGGCCCCAUCUUGGACAAGAGCACCCAGGCCGAUUUUCGUCUCUACGGCUCCGACUACAGCGUCUACACUCACAGCUACCUCUGCUUUGGACGGGACCAGAUUCUGAGCAGGCUCCUUGUGGGGCUGGUGCAGAGCCGCCCGGCUGCCCUGCUCCGUCACCCGUGCUACCUCAGCGGCUAUCAGACCACACUGGCCCUGGCCCCGCUGUAUGAGUCACCCUGUGUCCACACCACACCCCCGCUGAGCCUCUCCCAGAACCUCACAGUUGAAGGGACAGGCAACCCUGGGGCCUGCGUCUCAGCCAUCCGGGAACUUUUCAACUUCUCCAGCUGCCAGGGCCAGGAGGACUGUGCCUUUGAUGGGGUCUACCAGCCCCCGCUGCGGGGCCAGUUCUACGCCUUCUCCAACUUCUACUACACCUUCCACUUCCUGAACCUCACCUCCGGGCAGCCCCUGAGCACGGUCAACGCCACCAUCUGGGAGUUCUGCCAGAGGCCCUGGAAACUGGUGGAGGCCAGCUACCCUGGGCAGGACCGCUGGCUGCGGGACUACUGUGCCUCAGGCCUGUACAUCCUCACCCUCCUGCACGAGGGCUACGGGUUCAGCGAGGAGACCUGGCCCAGCCUCGAGUUCCGAAAGCAGGCGGGCGGUGUGGACAUUGGCUGGACACUGGGCUACAUGCUGAACCUGACCGGGAUGAUCCCGGCCGACGCGCCGGCUCAGUGGUGGGCAGUGAACCAUGGCGUCUGGGUGGCCAAAGUGGUGUUCAUGGUGCUGGCCCUGGUGGCGGUGCUGGGGGCUGCCUCGGUCCAGCUCUUCUGGUUGCAGGACUAGUGGGAAGGCAGAGGUGGGUCCCCACAGAGCCCACAGGCAGCUGUGUCCCGGAUGCCGGAGGCUUCCUGAGCCCUGAGCACCAUGGGGCCUUGCUCUGUGGCUCUGUCUGUGGUCAGGUGACAGCCACCUCCAGGGCACCGUCAGGGUGGUGCUGGCCACAGAGGCUGCGUGGCCGCCCCUCCUGGCGUCCCCGCCCCCCUACCGCAACUGGGCUUCCAGGGCCCUGGGUGCCUUUCUGUACACAGGCCACCAGGACUCAUGGUGUCUCCAGGCUGUGUGACUGCAGGGCCACAUGCUGCCUGCAAGCGGGGCAAGACCACGGAGGCACAGGGGUCCUGCUCCUGACGGGGCCUCAGGAGGGGCGGAGAGGGGCGGAGGGGAGGGAGCUGCCCCGCCCGGACCCCCACUCUCCCUGCUGUUGUCUGAGCAGACGGAUGGAGUCCAGGCCCGGGGGCUUCUCCUGGGCCAGCCCGGCCUCCCACACCCGCUUGGAGGGUUAGACUGCAGUGGGGGUUGUUUUUAUUAAAAGCAUUGUGGACACAGCA